Molecule: messenger RNA, 979 nt
Organism: Spinacia oleracea (spinach)
Lineage: Eukaryota; Viridiplantae; Streptophyta; Magnoliopsida; Caryophyllales; Amaranthaceae
Exons: 6
Coding region: 215-841 (208 amino acids)
Source: RefSeq, a predicted model, not a curated record
GUGGAUAUCACCUUCUUGGGCUAUGCCCCUCCAUUCAUUCCGUAUUCAGUUGAUACAGAAAAACUCCUCUUCCACUCUUGUUCCUUUUCACCAGAAAUUUCAGUAAUUUUAUCUUCAUACCGAAGAAUUAUACCAUUUAUACGUGACUGUAAGUAAAAAGAGCAACAUUUUGGAUAAAUCAGCAGCUUCACACAGAAGAAAACUGAAGGUUCAGAUGGCAUUAUCACCUGUUGGAGUUUCAAGGAUAUCUUUGUUUAAAGCUGCUUCUUUGGACUUUAGUGGAAGUAACAGGGUUUCAAGUGGUUGUGCUUUAACUCCUUCUUCAUCUGAUGUUACCCGGCUUGUGGUUCUCAAAUCAGCUGCUCCGCGUAAACACAUUGCCUGCUCAGCUGUUCAAGAAUCAUCAACUCCUACUGUUUCUGCAGAGGCAAAGGAAGAAAAGGCAGCAGCAGCAAAACCAGCAGCAGCAGCAAAGCCAAAAGCUGCAGCAAAAGCUCCACCUAAAAAAUUGCCUGAAAUGAUGGAAGAAGAUAUUAUCCCUGCACUAAGAUCAACUCUUGAAGCUCAAGAUGAUAUAACAGAUCUCGAGCUUGCCUUUCAGGAUACUACGUUGGAAGGUUCAUUCAUGCAAAAUGGAAUACCCUACUCAUUUUGGGCCUUUUUCCCUGAUGGAGAACUUACAGGUCCAAAGGGAUUUGCGCUUUCCUCUUAUGGCUCGGAAGUAAGCACAGUGGAACCAUUUCUUAUUGACGAGAAGAAAAUCUCUGCAAAACUUGUGGUGUUUUGGGUUGAGAAACGAUUGGCAGCUCAAGGGAUCAUUCCUGUGUGGGAAAAAAUUUAAACUUUACAAUGUUGGUUCAACCUAAUCCAUUUUUAUAAUCACUCUACUUGUAUAUGAAAGUACAACCUAAUCCAUUUUUAUAAUCACUUUUCUUAAUUAAUGAAGUACAUAUAUGAAAUGUAUUGUCCCUUUUGUGCA